Messenger RNA from Ficedula albicollis (Collared flycatcher), 2070 nucleotides. It is a transcript of the gene SLC16A12, whose product is annotated as solute carrier family 16 member 12. Bases 23 to 1456 code for a protein of 477 amino acids. Gene Ontology annotation, molecular function: monocarboxylic acid transmembrane transporter activity. Gene Ontology annotation, biological process: transmembrane transport; monocarboxylic acid transport. NCBI's taxonomy places the organism in Eukaryota, Metazoa, Chordata, Aves, Passeriformes, Muscicapidae. The transcript is spliced from 7 exons. The record is from RefSeq and is a predicted model, not a curated record.
GCCCGACGGCGGCUGGGGAUGGAUGAUCGUCGCUGGCUGCUUCCUUGUGACCAUCUGCACCAGGGCCGUGACCAGAUGCAUCUCCAUUUUCUUUGUGGAGUUCCAGGCAUACUUUGGGCAAGAUUAUGCCAGAACUGCUUGGAUCCACUCCAUUGUCGAUUGUGCUACGAUGCUUUGUGCCCCCCUUGGGAGUUUAAUCAGUAAUCAUGUAUCCUGCCAAGUCGGUAUCAUGCUAGGAGGGCUGCUUGCAUCUACUGGACUAAUUCUGAGCUCAUUCGCCACCAGCCUGGAACAUCUCUACUUGUCAUUAGGAGUCCUCACAGGACUUGGGUUUGCACUUUGUUAUUCUCCAGCCAUUGCGAUGGUGGGCAAAUACUUCAACAAAAGGAAAGCACUGGCCUAUGGAAUAGCCAUGUCAGGAAGUGGAAUUGGUACCUUCAUCCUGGCCCCUGUGGUCCAGCUCUUAAUUGAGCAGUUUUCCUGGAGAGGAGCUUUGCUCAUCCUGGGAGGUUUUGUUUUAAACCUCUGCGUCUGUGGUGCCUUGAUGCGGCCUAUUUCUCUUAAGGAGGAUUGUAAAACUGCUCCUGAGUUUCUUGAACAGAAUUAUGUGCCUGAAACAGAGAAACAAGACUUAAAGCGAAUGUCCAUCUGUUCACCUUUAAUGAAAUUAUGGCCUCAUGAAUGUUUAUGCUACUGCUCAUGGAAGGAAUAUGACUUUUUGCUGAUGCCAGGCUUCAUGGUGCUGGCAGUGUCAAUUUUGUUUAUGGCAUAUGGCUGCAGCCCUCUUUUUGUCUACCUGGUGCCUUAUGCUUUGAGUGUUGGAGUGAGUCAUCACCAGGCUGCCUUCCUCAUGUCCAUACUUGGUGUCAUAGACAUCAUUGGUAAUAUCACCUUUGGAUGGCUCACAGACAGAAGGUGUCUGAAGAAGCAUCGGUACUUCUGCUACCUCUUUGCUGUGGGAAUGGAUGGCCUCUGUUGUCUUUUCCUGCCAGUUCUCCAAAGCUUCCCCUUGCUUGUGCCUUUCUCAUUUACCUUUGGCUACUUUGAUGGAGCCUAUGUAACGCUGAUCCCUGUCAUGACAGCAGAUGUAGUGGGAACUUCUUUGUUAUCAUCAGCACUGGGUGUUGUGUAUUUUCUCCAUGCCAUUCCAUAUCUAGUGAGCCCACCUGUGGCAGGUUGGCUUGUGGACACAACUGGCAGCUAUACUGCAUCAUUUCUCCUGUGUGGAUUUUCUAUGAUAUUUAGUUCAGCACUGUUGUGCUUUGCAAGACUAGCAAAGAAAAUCAAAAGAACACAUUUGCGGUCACUCACUGGUAGCACGGCCUUGAAACAGCACAUCUGGACAAAUGGGGCAAUAGCUUAUUCUGUGACAGCAGAAUUAGACCAAAGGGAUGUUGAAUUUUUGGCUGUGGAUACAAAUAGCUUCAGCAACAGCCCUGAUGGACACAAGCAUUGAUGGAUAUGAGCUUGGCUGGAGCACUGCACUGCUGAGCCUGUCUGGCUUCCCAGGACAGCGUGGUGGGAUUUGACUUGGGGUAUCAUCUGACACAGAUUCUACCUCAAAUGGAUUCUACCUGGGAUUAUGCUCUGUUCUGUGCAGUGGAUAGAAAUUCAAUGUGAGUAAGUAAAAUAGCUUACAGCUGCUGAAGUUAUCCCAUAUGUCUCCAUUCCAUGAGGUUAGAAAUGGGAAAAUAAUAAUUCUUUUGAAAUUAUUUAUAUUCUAGUGAUAAUCUGGAAUAUUUAAUAAAUAGUGCCUUGGAAAGUUGUGUGAAAAUAACAUUGGAAAAGUCAAGUACCUUCUGUUGAAAAAUGACUCUUUUUCAGAAAAAACAUUCCUUAAACAUUCCUGUCAGAUUGAAUAAUAAUUUAUCUCCUGAAAGACAAAGUCUGUGUUACUAUAUGGUGAAUGUAUUUUAUAUUGCUACAACAAUGCCUUGUUUUCUUUCUAAAAUGUUACAAAUGUACAUGAGAAGGAAGAGCUUGUUUAACUUAAACUGUAACACUACUUCAUGGUGAGCAUAUCAAAGUCCUUUGUGGGGUUUGCCUCAAUAAAUAAUACCUUAUUUUUAG